Messenger RNA from Sphaeramia orbicularis (orbiculate cardinalfish), 1848 nucleotides. RefSeq names its product sprouty related EVH1 domain containing 3 (gene spred3). Gene Ontology annotation, biological process: negative regulation of MAPK cascade; multicellular organism development. Gene Ontology annotation, cellular component: membrane. The transcript is spliced from 6 exons. The record is from RefSeq and is a predicted model, not a curated record. The coding region runs from base 280 to 1848 and encodes 522 amino acids. NCBI's taxonomy places the organism in Eukaryota, Metazoa, Chordata, Actinopteri, Kurtiformes, Apogonidae. Gene Ontology annotation, molecular function: protein kinase binding.
AGCGGAAAAUGGCUGCUGCAACCUCAAGCCUAUCCUGAUACACCGAAACGACAUCAAGGUGGAGAGAGAGAGAGCGAGAGCAAGAGAGGGAGAGAGAAAGGGAGAGGAAGAUUAGGAAAAUGAGAGCAGAUAAAGAGAGAAUGUGAGUGAGUCUGUGAGUGUUUCCUGAAAGGAGGAUAUAAAGAGAGAGAGAGGGAGAGAGAGGGAGAGAGAGAGAGGGAGAGAGAGAGAGAGGAGACCCUGGGGUGGGCUGCUGCAAGCGGCGGGCAACACCGAGCCAUGGAGGGCGAUGUGCGUGUUCGUGCAGUGGUGAUGACACGUGAUGACUCCAGUGGCGGUUGGGUGCCCCUUGGAGGUGGCGGCCUCAGUCAUGUGGUCAUAUGUAAGGGGCGGAGUCACGAAGGAAGGGGGCGGAGAGAGUACAUCAUACGUGGAGAAAGGCUGCGAGAUCGAGCACCGGUGUUGGAGUGUGCCGUUCAAAGGGGGUUAGUGUACAACAAGGUCAACCCCAUCUUCCAUCACUGGCGGGUAGAGGAUCGCAAGUUUGGCCUCACGUUCCAGAGUCCUGCCGACGCCAUCUCCUUCGAGAAGGGGCUGCAGACUGUCAUAGACAAGCUCGACAGAGGCUCCGACUCGCCUUCGUCCUCCACGCCCGAAGAGGCCGACACUGAGGAUGACGGACAAGCUUCCCAUACAGGAAGUGAGUCAUCAUCCAACAGCAGGAAGGAGAUGCUUCCCAAACCCAUUACCAUAGUCACAAGUGAGUCGUCCUCUACCUGCUUUGUGCGGACUGAAGAGUUCGGUUUUGGAUCCAGCCAUGCCGUCACCACCCAGACACCUGCUCAGAUCCACACCCGGCCAGGACAGCACCAGCUCUCGCAAAUGACGGCCGUUUUGAAUCCUCCAGCUCCUCCGCCACCGCCGCCGGCCCCACCGACUCCUCCCGUAGGCCCCCCAGCCUCGUCUCCUCUGUCCCCCCUCUCACCCACCAUUUCCCUGCUGGAGGAGGGGGACCUGCGCAGUGUUGACCCCUGCAAGGACCUGUGGGGUUCCAGAGGUUAUGAGGAUUAUCGACGGGCAGGCGCCACUAGGACUAUGGUUGGGGGGCUGACCGGGGGUGUGGUUGUUGGCGGUGGGGGGAGUCUGCAGGACAAAUCUGAGCUGUGCAUGGUUCGCUUUGAGAAGGAUCUGGCGGGAGUGGGGACGGCGGGUUGUGACGUGACCGUGAGCCUGGACAGUAAAGCUUCCCAGCGUCUGUCCUCAUCAUCGCCCACCUGCAUGUCCAUGCCCAACGCCGUGUCAGGCGUGUCCUCGGGUGCCGGCUCACCCCAGGAGACAGGCAAAGGCUCACCCUCUCCCUGCUGCAUCCACACCUCCCUGGCCACGCCCAGAUCACGGACUCGUAAGAGAGGAGGAGGGGCCAGUAGUAGUGGCGACCCGGGGGUGAUAUCCCCCGACGACGACAGCCCGUGUCCUCAGGCGUCGUCCUCGUGCUCAUCUCGCUGUGUGUACUGCCGCUCUGUUUUCAGCGCUUCAGAGAAUGGGCGGGGCCGCUGCAGAGACGCCCCCGACCCCGCCCUGCACUGCCUCCGCCAGUGGACCUGUGUGUGGUGCGCAGAGAGUCUGCUCUACCACUGCAUGUCGGACUCUGAGGGAGAGUUCUGGGAGCCCUGCUCGUGUGAUGACUCGGGGGGCCACCCGCACCCCCUGUGCUGUGCCCGCUGGUUGGCCCUCCUGGCCCUGUCGCUCUUCGUGCCCUGCAUGUGCUGCUACCUGCCUUUGCGCGCCUGCCUGCGGUGUGGGGAGAGGUGUGGCUGCUGUGGGGGAAAGCACAAAGCGGUCCGAUGA